GGACUUUAGUAACUCCGUAACCGUCGUAAGGUACAGUCAUAUCGGUUUUUUUCUCCAAAUUUUCAACGAUCAAAACAAAACACAAAAACAAAAUUUUCCUUCAUUAAUCACUAAUCACUUUUGAAUAACUUCAUCUAAAUUUCGCAAACUAAUAAUAUCCCAAUAAUCUAGUUCCAUGUUCCAAUUUUCAAAACAGUUAACUGUUUUUUUUUGAAACAAUUUGAAAGUAUUCAUAAUUUUUUCCUAAUAGCCAACGAAUUAAGUGUCAAGUGUUUAAAAUAGUGUCAAGUUUAAAAGAGUGAAAAAUAUUCAACUGGUGGAAUUUUAUAGUGAUUCAGAGAGUGACGCGCGUGGUUCUUUUUUUUUUUGUAAACAAAGAAUGAUCGGUUAUUGAACUAACCUCUAUGUGAUUUAAAAUAGAUUUUGACCAGUGAUUCGGACCCGAGUGUGGGAGAAGAGUCAACUUUAUAGAAAAAAGAAAAAAAAAACAUAAUGACAAGUGUUAUUGUUGGAAUUUUACUUUGGACGCUACUAUUGACAGUGGCGUCCGAGCCGGAAGAUUCAAUAAAAGAGAAAAUUUCAAUUUUAAAGUGUUGUCAUUUUUUGGAACAUUUAAUACGUGAAAAUGAAAAUUCUCCACCACGUUGUGUACCAACAAAAAAUGAAUGGAAACCAUUUAUUUAUUCCGUUAAGACGGGCAAGAAAAUAACGGAAAUUCCAAAUAAAUGGAAUAUUACGGAAGGACAAAAACCACAAUGUCCAAAUACGCAUGUUUUAACUUAUGUGCCCUACAAUUCAUAUUCACCAUUUAUACUAACAGAUGCGGGUGGAGCGAUUUUGGAUCUUGCAGCCGGUAGAAAUGUAAAUCCUGAAGAGUAUUGUGCUGAUUCGAAUGCAUUGCUCGUUUGUGAAUUAAACUAUAUGGACGACGAGCGUGCUGCCUCAACAAUACGACCUAGUAUUCGUCGAUGUUGUGGUUCGCAUGCUGCCUACGAUGAGAACAGGAGAACUUGUGUUGUGUCUCAAGAUAAAGAUGAUGCACCACCAUUGGUUCCAAAUCUUUCUUCAUCAUUCGAAAUAAAAACAGGCUUUCCACAUUGUCCAAAGUCGAAAAAUUUCACAAUUGCCGGCGAUGUAAAAGAUACGAUACUUGAGCCCGAUGGUACUUUAGUUUUUAAAGGGCAACAACUACGACUCUUAUCAAAGGAGUAUUGCGUCGAAAGAAUUCAAGAACCAAAUCAUGUAGUGAAGGUCUUCUCAUGUUCGAAUGACGCCACUAAGACAUCAACGAAACGUGUUGAUGACAUUAGAUUCACCUUGUAUGCCCUUGGUUUCAUUGUGAGUGCCAUUUUCUUGGCAGCAACACUGGCAGCAGGAUGGCUCUUACCAGCAUCUCACCAUGUUCUCCAUUGGCGGUGCCAGACACAUCAUGUCGCUUGCCUCAUGGUUGGCGAUAUCUUCAUGGCUAUAAUACAAUUGGCUGGAAAUUCCCUAAAGGGUGUAUUGUGCAAGGCAUUCGCGAUCAUGGCUCACUUUUCAUUCCUCGCUGCUUUCUUCUGGCUGAACACCAUGUGCUUCAACAUCUGGUGGACAUUUAGAGACUUGAGACCUGCAAGUUUGGAGAAGGGCCAGGAGACUCUCAGACUGAGAGUGUAUGCAGUAUAUGCCUGGGGCGGGCCACUGCUUGUUGCAGGAUUGGCAGCUGUUCUGGACCAUCUUCCCGAGGAUCCAGCAUCCACCUUCCUGAGGCCUCGUUUCGGCGACAAUAAGUGCUGGUUCUAUGGCGAUAUGGAAAUUUUGGCCUAUUUCUUCGGACCAGUGGGUGUUUUGCUUGCAAUCAAUCUCCUGUUUUUCGUUGCUACAGCAAGAGAGUUGACGUGUGGUUUGUGGAAGGGCGAAUUUGUGAAAAGCACCACUGAACGUGCCGCUUUGGGACGUGUUUGUAUGAAACUAGUUGUUGUUAUGGGUGUGACUUGGAUAUUGGACGUCGUCUCCUGGGCAGCUGGUGGUCCAAACUAUGUGUGGUACGUUCCAGAUGUGAUCAAUGCGUUCCAGGGUGUCUUUAUAUUCAUCGUUGUCGGGUGCCAACCACAAGUCCGCGCUGCCGUGAAGAGGAUUUGCAGCAGGAACCCGAGGACCAGCGCCGGAAGGCAGGGUAAUGGCCUCAGUACCACUAGCCAUGGAAUGCCGAGUAUGGGCGACAGUGUCACGCAAAAUCCCAGCACUAAAACUGCACCUCUAGAAACCAUAUGUUAAAAUUCCUAAACAUAUAUACAUACAUAUAUCCUAUAUACUCGAAAUUCUUCAUGAGCCACGGAUCAACCAAAAAAAAAAAAUUGGGAGAAUCAUCCUAAAAAUUCUUUGACUCUUUCACGUCAAAGAAUCAAAGAACACGAGCUUUUUUUUAAUCAAUUUCCAAAAAAUUUAUUUUCUUUUUGGAAAUUGAUUUUGAUAAAAAAAAAAAAAAAAUGAAACAACCACCAACUGUUUUCAAAAAAAAAAAAAAAAUAAUGUUGAUUUCAAAAAUCAACAUUUUCUAUAUACCUAAAACUUAUAUACUCUGGUCGAAAUUAUUUUAUACGUAAAUUUAUAUAUCCUCUAUAUACCUUUGAUACUUUUUUAUAGAUAUGUAAAAAAAGGGAUCUUUUUUGUCACUUGAAAAAAAAGAAAAACGAAAGAAUUUUUGUAAUUUGCUAUAUAUAUGUUUAAGAUUUUCGAAAAAAAAUAGAGUUCUAGAUCGAAAUUUUUGUAGAGAGAUCCUUUUAGAACCGAAGAUUAGAAAAUAAGUGAAUUUUUAGAGUAUAUUGAAAUUUGCCAGAGGUGAAAGUUUAAGAAACAAAAAAAAAAAAAGAAAAUGCAAUUGUGCGACUCUUUAAAGAGAAAAUCAAUUAGGCCAAGAGUGAUUAAAAUUGGACAAAUACGCAAAUGGCGAAAGGGUUAGGGGGGGGUUACUUUCUUUAUUUAUUUAUGCGUCAGGUGUGUGAGUCCGAAUUUCGAUAUUCUUUAGCAUAGAUUUGCAUAAGAGUCGCGCCUCGCACAAUUGCAUUCACGAUUUGCAUAUUUAUAAAAGAGAGAAAAGUGUUUGUAUAUGUGUGUAUGUGUGAGAGACAGAGAGAGAGAGAGAGAGAAAGAGAGACACUGUGAGAAUGCGUGUACUAUCGUGAUGGUCGCUCACGGUCGUCUACGUUGAUAUUCGAGACCAAUGACUCGCGUACGAUUAAAAUUCGCGAUUGUUGAUACCAAAUUGGUACUUCAUUCUUUUUUAGCAGCGCACAUUUUCAAUCGUUUCCAACACAAAAAAAAGAGGAGAAAAAAAAAUUGUUCCACUUUACCUGAUUCUCUUUCCGGAUGCUCAAUACAAUUAUACUGCCAAUUUUUGCAAAAAUUCAUUCUGCACAAUUUUUUUUUUUAGACAUUUUUGUUGAAAAUGCAUUUUAAACGGAAAUAACAAAUUUUUUUCUAAGAUUUAGAAAGGAACAAUAAUUUUUUUUUUUUGAAUAAUUUGUAAAUUUGACUAUUUGAGCAUUUGGUUUUAAUAUCGGAUUUUUUUUUAUUGAUAAAUGAUAAUUUAAAAAAAAAAUUAAUAUCUAAACACAAAAUUUAGUAUCUGACAAUAUAUUUAUCUAAAAAUUGACAUCUAAAUAAAUAUCUUUAAAUAAUACAUGCGUGAAAAGGCUCACUUUUGAGGCAUGAAAUGCGUGCCAAAAAAAAAAACCGCGUUUUAUAGCAGACGAUUUUAUAAAUACUAUAGCGCAUGCGCAAAUCACUUCUAGUACUCUGUGCUUUAUUAUUAGCCUAAAUCUCAAAAGAUAAAAUUCUGUUACGUCGAAUAACUAUUUUUUCGAAUUGAUAAAAGUUCGAAUUUCUAAAAUUCGAAUUACAACAAAGUUGAAGUUUUAGAAAUUCGAAUUAUAAAAAAAAAAAAAAAUUAUUAAAAGUUCGAAUAACCAAAAAAUCGAAUUUCUAAAAGUUUGAAUUAUCAAAAGAUCGAAUUUUUAGAAAAUCGAAUUAUUAAAAGUUCGAAUUAUCAGAAAAUCGAAUUUUCAUAAUUUCGAAUAUUACAAGAAGAUCAAACUUAUAAAAGUUCGAAUGACAAAAAAAAUUGAAUUUUUAAAAAUUUCAAUUAUCAAAUGAAUUAAAUUAUUAAAAAAUAUCGAAUAACGCAAAAAUUGAAUUUCUAAAAGUUUGAAUUUUUAGAAAUUCGAAUUAUUAAAAGUACGAAUAAUCAGAAAAUGGAGUUUUUAAAAGUUAGAACUCGAUAAUUUGAUAAUUCGAAUUUCUAAAAAUUCAAACUUUUAGAAAUUCAAUUUUUUCGUUAUUCGAAUUUCUAAAUAUUCGAUAUUUUUGAUAAUUCGAACUUUCAGAAAUUAUAGAAUUUUUAAAAAUUCGAUAAAACGGUUAUUCGAUUUUAUUUGACUUACGUAGUUAUACAGUGCACCUGACGCUACAUCUGUUAUAGGUUAUGUUUUCCAUGCCUCAUAAAUGAGACUUUUUAUUGCCACAUAUUAUAUAUAAAGUAAUAUUAUAUAGAAUCCAUUUUGAUUUUCUCAAAAAUUAUAACGAAAUCAAGUCAUAAAAAAAAAUUGAUCAUACAAUGUGUGUAAAAGAAUAAUAAUUGCUAUAUGGCAAUUACGCAUUUCGAUUGUACGAGAAUUUGAUUGGCUUUUGAUAUCGUGAUUGUUUCCUGACUUGUUUAUAGAUAGAAACGUGAGUGUCGAUAACGAGCGAUCAUUGUUUUAAGUAGACUGAUUGUGAGACUAUUAUUAUUUUUUUUUUUAUUAUUAUUCACUUCUUUUUUGUGAGUGACUCACAGGGCAUAAACAGAGUCAUAACGUGACAAUACAAAACACGAGAAAAAUCAAUGCCUUCUGAAAUUGCCUUGUUCUUCUAUAUCUUGGUGUUCACUCGUGCCGAAUUGUGUAUUAAAAAAAAGAUUCUCAUUGAUUUCUCUGAAUCAUCAAUAGAGAAAAAAUGAAAACAAAGUGGCGAGUGAGCGAGCAAAAAAAAAAAAAAAGCUUUCGCCUAUCGAAAUUGAAUCGCGAUGAUCGACGGCACUAAAUCCAGAGGUCUGGAUUUUUAUCGAUGGCAAGACGAACGCUUUUUCAAAUGAACGAAAUCGAAAGCAAUUUUUACGUAUACCUCUCCCUUCAUUCUAGAUCUUAGGUUUCUUGUUUGGUGUUCUUCUAUAUAUAAAUACCAUCAAUGAAACGAAAUACAAAACGGUUCAAACACUUUAAAACGUAUGAUGAAAAAAAAAUUUGCUUCUCAUUUUUUGGAAUAAAUCAUCACGAAACAAACAUACGUAUUGCAUUGAAAAUUUAGAAAACGAUCCAGUCGAUGAGAAAUUAUGUGCCUAUGCAUGUUUUGAAUUAUAAUUUUGAAAAAAAAAUUUAUUUUUGCCAAAAUAAAUCGAAAACAGUCGAUAAAGUAGAUUUCCACAUUUGAUCUUCAAUGAAAUUUAAUUUCAUUACCAAUUAUAAUUCAAAAGCUUAGACAUAAUUAUUUUUGUUAAUCUCAAUUAGUUUCUAUUAUUUUUAAUCAAUAAUUACGACAAAUUGUUUUUAAAAAUUUUUCAAGUGAAAAUUUCAACUAAUUUGAAUUAGUGAACGAGAAAUUAUUGAAACAAAAUUAAAUAAAACAAAUUAAGGAACUAUUAAAUAAAUUAGUAAAAUAUCAAAAAAAAAAAUUUUUUUUGGUUUGAACCGUUUAGUAAAUAUUGUGGUAUUUUUUUUCUAUACUUGGAUAAAAUUACACCAAGAAUAGAUUUCUUUAGGUGCGUCCAAGAGACUGAAAGUGUGAAUGUAGUGGACACUGCACCCCAUUUGAAAUCUUCUUUUUUUUUGUUUCAUUCAUUACCUGGGUAUUAUUUUAUAUUUAUAUUUUCAAAUUUGAAAAACAAUUUUUACAAACUCAGAGUAAAUAUAAAUUUUUUAAUUAACAUAUUAAUUUAUAUUUGUAAUUAAAAAAAAUGUAUUACAUUAAAAAAAAUUAAUUAUAAAUUAUAAUUGAUAAUAAAUUAAAUCAACUUUAAUUAAAAAUUAAUAAUUAAAUAAUUAUUAAUCUUUUAUUUUUUAUGUACUGUCAAUAUUAUAAUUUAUAAUUAAUUUUUUAUCGAAUUUAAAAUAUUCAUUAUAAAUCCAGGAUAAUAUAUGAAACAAAUUUCAUUGGGAAAAAUAAAAUUCUCUUUAUGAAAUCUUUUUUUCUUUCUAAUUUGACGCGACAAAUGUGAUAAAAAAAGAAAACGCAAAAUCGUAGUUCCUGAAACUCUUUUUCUUUUAUUUUUUAUUUGUAUCCUAGACUGUUGUUAAAUAGAAAUGAAAAUUCGGCCUAAAAAAAAUUGUAGACUUACGUAUAAUAGGCAGCUAUAUAAAAUCAGUUUCAGGCACUCAUCGAUUUGUGCAAAUGUAUAAAUGUGUGCUUUACGAGCUAUGAUGAUAAUUAAUGUUUAUUAAUAAUUAACAAUAUAUAUAUAUAUAAUUAUAAUAGAUAAUAAAAAACAGACAUUAUGUGGUAUAAUUGAAAAUAUAACUCGAGAGAAUCUUUAAGUUAAAUAUCAUUGACAUUAUCCGAAAAUUUAAUUAAAAAAAAAAUUAAUAAAUAAAUUUCAACACAUUUACAAAAAAAAUUUUAUAUUUUUAUCAAGAAAAUUUAUAUUUCCUGGAUAUAUAAAAAAUUAAUUUUUUUCAAGAUAAAGAAAAAUUAAUUUUCAAGAAAGUAGAAAAAUAAUUUAAUUAUUAAAUGUUCAGUAGAAAAUACUAUAUAAACUAUUAUUUAUCAAAAUUAAAUAAAAAAAAAUCACAUUAAUAAUUAGAACAAAAAUAAAGAAAUAAGGUUUAAAAAAAAAAAAAAAUUUAUUAUAAUUAUUUAAUUUAUUUAUUAAGAAAUAAUAAUAAUAAUUGCUAUUGAAGGAAAAAAAUGUGUUGAAAUUUAUUGUAAUUGUCUUUUUUUAUGAAUCAUUAUUUAAUUUGAGGUCAUUAAAUACCUUAAAUUUAAAUGUCGCAAGUAUUAAUUUUCACAAUUACGUUGUCAUCACUUACACACGCUCUUGUAAAUAACAUUGUAUUACGUUAUAAAUGUAUCCGUCGAAUUAUAUAUAUAUAUAUAUAUAUAUAUAGAAAAAGUUAAGGCUCAUUUCACGAAGUAAAUCGAAACGAUUAUUAUUAUUAUUAUUAUUAUUAUUAUUAUUAUUAUUAUUAUUAUUAUUAUUAUUAUUAUUAUUAUUAUUAUUAUUAUUAUUAUUAUUAUUAUUAUAUUAAAAUAUUAAAAUUAUUCUAAGUAUACUCAUAAAAUAACACGACAAAAAGAGAAUUAAGAUAUAUAUAUAAAUAAAUGUACAUUCGUCUCAAUGUAGUAUUUGAAAACUUCUCGAUUCUGGAAUAUUAUUAUAAUUUCCAUAUAUUAUCGAGAGAUACUCAAGUAGAUCUAUACCGUAAUUAAAUACGAUAUAUGUAUUUAUAUUAUAUAUCUAAAAUGUUCAAUAAAUUGGUAAAGCGAGGAGAAGAAAAAAAAAGAACACUUCGUCAACGCGACGAAAACGAAGAACCAUUUUCUAGCGAACGUAGAAAAAAAAAAGUAAUUAAGACACGCCUUAUAUUAUAAUCUAAUUUAUUUUAAAUAGUUUUGUUGUGUUUUUUUUCUACACAAGUACACCAUUCAAAAUGGUAGCUUGCCAGUAACGAUGUAUAGAUCACUGAUGUAUUUAGAAAUUAAUAAUAACAAAAAAGAGCAGAAUGUAUAAAUAAACGUGCAUCACGUUGAAGUUUUUUUUUUUUUAAAUUCAAAAAUUGAUUGAAAUUUAAAAAAAAAUAUAUUUUAUUUUUCUCUUAAUUAAAAAAUACGUAUAAAAAUUAAUUAAAAUUAUAAUUAUUUUAUUUUUAUAAACAUAAAACAAAAUAAAAUUUUGAAAUAAUUUUUUGAAUAAAAAUUUUUUUUACAAUUUAAGAAUUUUUAAGAAGUAAAUGUUUGCAGUGUGAUAUUUUUUGUAGAGUUUCUAUUUUUAAAGAGAAAAUAAAAAAAAAAUUAAAAUGUAAUUUUUUUUUGUUUAAAGAUACUAUUUUUCUUUUUGGCUUUAUUAAGGGCAUUUUUCUAGUCUUGUCAAAAGUUCGACUUGAAGCACAUACAUACGUCAUUCUGCCAAAAAUAAGGAGGCUAUAAUUCAAACAAAUAAUAAAGUUAUAGAAAUAAAAAAAAAAGUACACGAACAAAGAAACACUAGUAUUGAAAUUGUUACGCAUGAAAGGUAACAGACAACAUUUAUAAAUUUAAUGUGUAGACCGGCCAACUAGAAAUAUUGUAAACACCAUCUUAUUAAAAAAAAAUUAAAAUAAAAUAACUGUCUACUGUCGCAAAUCGUACACCAUUCCUACGAUGUAUUAUAACAGUAUUUCUAACGCACUAAUUAAAUAAAAAGAUGUUAGUACGAA
Messenger RNA from Leptopilina boulardi, 8423 nucleotides. RefSeq names its product probable G-protein coupled receptor Mth-like 1 (gene mthl1). Gene Ontology annotation, molecular function: G protein-coupled receptor activity. Gene Ontology annotation, cellular component: membrane. The transcript is spliced from 7 exons. Lineage: Eukaryota; Metazoa; Arthropoda; Insecta; Hymenoptera; Figitidae. The record is from RefSeq and is a predicted model, not a curated record. Gene Ontology annotation, biological process: G protein-coupled receptor signaling pathway; cell surface receptor signaling pathway. Bases 493 to 2256 code for a protein of 587 amino acids.